GGGGCUGAGCUCCCAUUCCCAUAUCGGGAGGAUGCGAUGAGUGGCUGAACAGGUUCUAAUCCUCUGCCCCCCAGGGUGCCGCGCGCGCACACUCCAGGCAAAACUCCAGGCUUCGCAGAGUCCUGGGGCAGUAAAUAGCAACUAUGGCUGUGCCUUGGGAAGAAUAUUUCCAAAUGGUCUUGGAAGAAAAGCUGCGGACAGAGAAGCCCCCAGUCCAUGAGGAUGACUAUAUCAGCCAAGCCACCCAGCUGCUGGAGAAGAAGCAAGAGAUGGUGGAGAUGGAGGAGGCCCUGCAGGCUAAGAAGGAGGAGUUCCAGGUAAAGAUGUCAGCUCUGAAGCAGAGAAGAGAGACGCUGGAGCAGAAGGAGAAUGCCCUGAGGGAGUCUGUGGUCCGCUUUGACAAGUUCCUGAAGGACACAGAGGCUAAGCAGAGUCGGGCCCGGCGCCGAGAAGAGGAAGGGUGGCAAACAGCCGCCCAGAAGGAGGCCGAGGCCGAGGCACUGAAGGAGGAAUUGCAGGAGCUCACUCGGAAGAAGGAGCGGCUAGAGCGGCAAGAGCAGAAAUACAGACCCUUCGCCCAGUACCUGGAGCAGGUGGUGGCCCAGUCCCAGGAGUUUCAGGAGAUCCCCGAGCUGAUGGCCCGGUUCAGUGGACUCUCUGAAACUCGGGCCAUCCUGACUGAGCGGGAGCAGGCUUUGCACAAGGCCAUGGAGGACACCAGGGCCGAGCUGCUCAAACUGGUGGAGGAAAAGAAUGACGAGAUCCUGCAUCAGAAUAACCAGUUGGCCGACCUGCAGCUGCGGCUGGAGGAGGUCAGGACUCAGGCCCUGCAAUGGGAGUCUAGAUGGAUCCACAUCCAGAAUACAGCAGCCCAGAAGACUUUACUCCUUGGGCAGAUCAAGAUGGCGGCCCUCAACUUGUUCCAGACCGUCUGUAAGCAGAAGAAGGAGGUCCCUUCGUUGGCUGUGGAGGACACGGAGGGGCAGCUGGAGCAGGUACAGCGGUAUUUCCAGGACCUUUCCGCCAUGUUGGCCAAGCCUCACCAGGGAGACCCUGGGCCCCCUGCUGCUGACCACUAGGCCCAUUCCCUGAGGGGAGCUGCUGAUGGGAGAGGUAGGUCUGGGCUUACACACAUGCUCAAGUGUACACACGUGCAUGUAUGUGUGUGUCUGUGCAUCUAGCUG
Dromiciops gliroides (monito del monte) is the source of this 1184-nucleotide messenger RNA. RefSeq names its product cilia and flagella associated protein 73 (gene CFAP73). The transcript is spliced from 7 exons. The coding region runs from base 144 to 1079 and encodes 311 amino acids. The record is from RefSeq and is a predicted model, not a curated record. Gene Ontology annotation, biological process: spermatid development. NCBI's taxonomy places the organism in Eukaryota, Metazoa, Chordata, Mammalia, Microbiotheria, Microbiotheriidae.